Messenger RNA from Gopherus flavomarginatus (Mexican gopher tortoise), 2600 nucleotides. RefSeq names its product ras-related and estrogen-regulated growth inhibitor-like protein. Gene Ontology annotation, molecular function: GTP binding; GTPase activity. Lineage: Eukaryota; Metazoa; Chordata; Testudines; Testudinidae. The record is from RefSeq and is a predicted model, not a curated record. The transcript has 4 exons. The coding region runs from base 1 to 828 and encodes 275 amino acids.
AUGGUAUGGCCCAUGCAGAUUACUCCCUCAGUGAGGGCUAGAAUAGGAAAAGACAGAAGUCAUUCUACCUCUAACAGUGGAGAGGACUGGCAGACAGACAAACAGACUCUGCAGAGAGAGAGAGAACUACAAAUGGUUCUACGAAUCCCCCUGCGCAGAAGUGCCAGCUUCACCCCAGAUCACCAGCCCUUGAUGGAGAUGUCCAAUCCCACCACGCUGAAAAUGGAAGCGAAUGUGCUAGUUAUGGGAGCAGACAACGUGGGGAAAUCAGCCUUGACAGUGCGUUUCCUUACCAGGCGAUUCAUCGGGGAAUAUGGAGACAUGGAAUUCAUCUACAGCCACAGCCUGGCAAUGGAGGGUAGAGAGAUCCAUGUCCACAUAUGGGAUGUCCCUUGUUCACAGGAUCGGGUGGAUGAGAGUUCUGCCAAGGAAAAGCGAGUCCAGUGGGCAGAUGGCUUUGUCCUGGUCUACAGCAUCUGCGACCGUGCCAGCUUCAAUGUGCUGCGGCCCAAAGUCCAGGUCAUUAAGGCAGCCAAGGAGGCUCUAAGCCAGGAGAAGGUGCCCAUUGUCAUCGUGGGCAACAAGCGGGACCUGCACCACCGGCGGGCGGUCUCCAGUGAGGAGGGCCGGCUCCUGGCGCUCUCCAUGGACUGCGAGUUCUAUGAGGUCUCUGCAGCUGAGGCCUAUCAUGGGGCACUCAUGGUCUUCCAGGGGCUGGCAGAGCGCAUCUGCGAGGCCAAGCUGGCACUGAAGAAGGGCACUGGGAUCCGCAGCAUUGUCAAAAGCAUGUCGGCUGUGUUUGCUCGGAAGAGGACGGACUCACUCUGAGCUGGAGCCUGUGUGUUACUUCCCCAUGUGCUGCCAGCUGGAAACACCAGAUUGCCCAGCCUCCUUCACUAGACUAACCCCUCCUACCCCAGUGACUGUGAAAAGAGCCAUGUAGUCUAUUGGGGGAGUCAAAUGGAUUCCCCCAAGCUCACACCUGAGAGCCUCAGAAAAAUGGCUGAAUCUGCCCCUGCUCACAUAUAUACCAGUGCAACCUGAGGCUUUUAUAAUUCAACACGUAGAUGUCCAUACUGUCCAACCCCAGGGGGUUGGGCCCUAUUACACAGUUACUAGGAUGGUGUCCAAUCUAGCUAUAAAUGCGCCACCCCUGGGCUCCCACCCCUUCCCUUGAGGAGCAGAUUCCUCAGCCAGGUAGUCUGAAUUUUAUGUAUAUUACAAUAGCAUCCAGAGACUCCAGUCAGCAUUGGGGCCCCAUUGUGCUGAGCUCACAGUCUCUCUUAGUCUUCACUCUAAAUAAGUCCCCUCCCAAAUAUUGGAAAACACCAGAGCAUCUUUCUGCUGCUUCUGGGAGUAUCUCACCUCCCCCAGUUCCUUUGGUGGGGAGCUGCCACUUCCUCUCAGUAAAGAUGAGUGGGAAGGACCAGCUGUCCCCAGCCCUUCGUUCCAAUCUCAGCUGGGAAUCUAGGAGCAAUAACUUGGGCAUGUGGCUGUUUGUAUCUGUCUUAAGUACUUAUUAUGGUCUCUAUUACCAUAACACCGGAGCAUCUCACAAGACUGCUAUGAGGUGGGGCAGUGCUAUUAAUCCUAUUUUACAGAGCGGGAACUGAGGCACAGAUACAUUAAGUGACUUGCCCAAGGUCACACACAGUCUGGUAGAUAAGGGAAUUGACCUCUGGUCUCCAGAGUCCCAAGCUAUUUCCCUGACUUGUAGACCCUCCUUCUUUCCCCUUCACAGGGAGGUGGUACUGGGUAAUGCUCCUUGUAAGCCUCUCUGAUGCUGAUGUGGUUCUGGAGUGGCUACUGAGCACAGUCCCCACGUACAGAGGGUGGUGUCUGUGUCUGCCCCUUGGUGUUUCUCAGCAUCUCAGAUGUUUGUCUUCAGCUGACACCAAAGCCCUUGGGAUUCAGGGAACGUUGUCAGCCUCUGGUUCUGUCCCUCUUCUCUGUGCAAUCUCGACUAGUUACUGAGCUUUCAUGGUGCCUGGCAUUGUCUGUGCCGACCAGCUCCUUCUCCCGGUUCUUUUGCUGACAGCAGAGGUUUCUGUUGUUUAUACAAUGCAUUGUACAUGCAUAUAAGAUUGGAGACUUGGCUGGUUUCCAGGACUCCAGACUCUAGCAUGGGAUCCAGUGUAUGUUAACCCGGUCCCUGCUGGAAGCCACAGUUUGUCUGCCCCUAGCUGGUCACCGGGCAGGGCCUGUGAGUUGAAGGAAGGGCUAGGUUCUUCCCACAGAUGGGCUGAAAACCAGUAAAAUUCCUGUCUGAAUGUGGAGCAUGGUCUCUGCUCCUUCUGCCUCAGCACCAGGGCUGUAAAGGUUGAGUGUAAAUAAGAGGGUGCAUCUGUGUAAAUAGUAAUUUCUACUGCAAUAAACCCCCUUUGUAUAGGAAGCUCCUGGCUUAUCAUGUCUGUGGUUUCUGUGCAGGGGAAGGGGGAACUCGCCUCUGGAGGAGGUGGCUGAGGAGAACUGCCUUUUGGCCUAGCCUGCCCUAGAGUGUGACAGACCAAGGGCAGAAAUCUGGGUACCUGCUGCAAUUUGGCUAAAUCUCCAUCCCUGUAGUCCCAGGCCCUUCACUAUGAAUCCAGCACACAGUCAGC